Molecule: messenger RNA, 519 nt
Organism: Clonostachys rhizophaga
Lineage: Eukaryota; Fungi; Ascomycota; Sordariomycetes; Hypocreales; Bionectriaceae
Source: the annotation of a GenBank genome assembly
AUGCGUUUGCUUCAACCAAUUGCCCUGGCCGCCCUGGCAGCUUUUACGGGUCCAGCAGCCGCGGCUGACUGCGAGCCUCGCAACCCAGAUGGCAUUGCUGCCGGCGAUGAGCUAAUCGCAUGGAUUCAAACCGCCGUUCAUGAGUUUAUCCCUAUCGAGGAUAGCUGGUCAGAGGGAUUUGAUAGAGCAUUCUCUACCGAGCUAGUCGCCACCUUCAACGCAACAAUGUACAACUUCGGUAGUCUCAGGGGUUUAUUCGGAGCUUUUCAUCCCAGAAUCUUAGAGCGUUAUGCUGGGACUUUUACCCAUGGCUAUUUCUCUGCGAUUGGGGUUCCCCAUGCGACCAACCGCGGCGGCAAUGUGUAUCUCACAGGCUGGGAGGGUGGCUAUAUUGGUGGCGAUGUAAACAAUGUUUACAAUGCCACGCAAGGGUCCUUUGGGGUGAUUGAGGAACAGGAAGACUGCAGUCUCAAGAUCGUCGAGUGGCGCGAAAGCUCUAACUUGGCCACUACAGGUUGA